Messenger RNA from Bipolaris oryzae ATCC 44560, 1140 nucleotides. RefSeq lists its product as uncharacterized. The transcript has a single exon. The record is from RefSeq and is a predicted model, not a curated record. The coding region runs from base 1 to 1140 and encodes 379 amino acids. Lineage: Eukaryota; Fungi; Ascomycota; Dothideomycetes; Pleosporales; Pleosporaceae.
AUGAGAAGCUCUCUAAGAAUAUCUCCGGCGCCUUUUAAAUCUUCAUUCUUGUCGAUCCCACCAUCGCCCUUCUCACCACGUCCACCCUUUACACCCACGAUACCAUUCCCACAAUCAGUUCAGAAAGAGGGCCAGCAAAGCUCAAAAACGAGCACGAAGUCUACGGCAGAUUUACCACCGACUCCUUUACCUUGGACGUGGACAUGUCACCAGUGUCAUUGUAGUUACCGCUUGAAUGUCACAAGGCGUUGCCUACAAGACGGACAUUAUUAUUGUAGCGGCACAACCACUGUAAAAGCAUGGCGACAAUCAACUUAUGUACGACGUGCAAGGAAACAAGGUGCUUGUAAUAGCGAAUUUGACUAUUCUGGCUGGAAGAACUGGAGCAGAUGGCGAAGAGAUGGUCCCAGGAACAAAGAUGCUGCAAGCACAGCCUCGCCCGCGGGCAAAGAAGAUGGAGAUGUUGCGACCAAGGAAAAAGACUGUUGGAAUACGUGUGACUACCCAUCCGAAUGCAAAUGGGGAAAGAAAUUCGGCAUACACACACCUGUAGAAAGCGGUUUCCCGGUUGUUGAAGCUGACGCCAAAUCAGCACUCAAUUCUCCUGCUAGCACGACCCUAAAAGGCACCCACGGGACUGAAAACUACGAGGAUGUCAGAACGCUAAGGAAGAAUGGAACUUUGAGUCUUUGGACUGCUCUGGUAGCGAGUGUAGAGAGGAGGAAGAAUGGUAGUGGGCGUAUUGCUUCACCACUCUCUAUUGUCACACAAGGAGAGAUGGCAAGGAGAAGAGCUGGCAAGAACACUUCAUCACCCCAAGAAGAUAGAAGCGAUGUCAUUAUAGCUGCCACGGAAUUGUCAGUUCUGGGCACUGCAAGUGAUUCAGCUCUAUCGGAUAGCUCUGAUUCUUCGACAGCUGGGGGCUCUCUCAAACCCUUGUUGAGCAGGAGGAGGUAUCGUCGCACGACCUCUUCUCCCAAGACACCCGCUAAUAGCGAUGCGAAGCGUGUGAAAGUGGCCUGCACAUUAACAUCAGAUACACAUGGUAUUGUGGGCGAUUUAGAGGUAUCAGAUAGCGAUUUUCCGCCGUUGACGAGAGUGCAGAGUAGAUAUAGUGGGUAUCAGACCUGCUACGUAUGA